AAUGGACAAGGAGGCUUUUGAUGGGACAGCCACAACAACGCGACCUUGCCAAAUAUUGCCAAGUUAUUAUCCGAACAUUCAUGACGUCGCGGUUACAAGGCUUGAACUUGUACGUCCACCAUGUCCAAUGGUUUUUUUGCGGGAUCUGGAGGGAGCGAACCAAUUCUGCCUGCUGCGAAGAAUGCUAAACCAUCUCCAGAGACUUUAACGAAACUUGUUAAACGGCUUCGUGCUCUCACUCUCAAGCUCCUUCCAGUGGAGGUUGAUCCACAAGCAGUCAAUGAGCCAACAAGUAGAAUUAUAACACCACAGGUAAUCUCAGCGUUUAGAGCUGCUGCUGGAGACUUUGACGAAACCCUGCCGUAUUGUCUUCUGCGCGCUCGUGCAGAAUUUAUGUGGGACGCUGACCAUAAUGCUGCCGAUUAUGACGAAAACUUUGGUCGAGCAAUCGCAUGUGAGGUUCUUGCGCGUCGAAUCGUUCAUUUAACAGCCCCGGACCAUUUGGCUGCGGUCAUGGCCACGAGGUAUACGCAUUUACAGAUCGACGGAGAUGAGAGUGAUCCUGCUAGUGCGCUGGAGAUGGCUAUUGAUUCACAUUGCACGAUUUUCUUGUCUUCAAGCGAAUCUCAAGAUGUUGUGAAUUCGCUAUGGAAGGGCGACUUGAUUCAAAAGAUGAAUGAGAAGUUUGAUGUUGACUAUGUUUCCUACUCUGAGUCUCAGACAGGAAGCUUCUGGAGCCACGUCAAUCCAUCGCGUCUUUGCGUACCGCGGUACCAGAACUUUUUUAGGAUCGUGGUCUGGUUGUUUUUCCUUUUCGUUUAUUCUCAAGCCGUGCGACAACCCGUCGAACGUCUAGCUGACCCGUCAUAUAUGAAUACUAUGGAUGCUUGGGAAGUCAUUCUAUAUGUCAUUGCUUUAUCAACACUAGUUGAAGACAUGAACAGAUUAUACAAGCUUCUUCGAUUCGUCACCUGGCGUGCUUUCUCAUUUUGGAACAUUGUUGCAUUCCUCACGAACUCACUGCUCCUGGCUGCUUUCAUUCUUCGUAUUAUCGGCUUGCAUGACAACACCGACUAUUCCGCCAAAUUGCGCUUGAAUAGUUUCCAGGUGCUCAGUUUCGUUGCACCGUUUAUUUGGAUGAGGUUGAUCACGGUAUUCGACGGAUACAAGUACGUCGGGAUGAUGCAGAUCUGUGUUGCUCGUAUGUUACAAGAAUCCGGUAUUUUCUUCGCUUUGCUUUCGAUCUUGGCCCUUGGAUUUGGACAAGCGAUGUACGCCCUGGAUGCUGCGGAUGGAACUACUGAAGCUCCUUCGGGGGUAGUCAAUGCGUUAGUACAGGCGUUGCUCCAAUCACCCGAUUUUUCGCGAUAUUCAUCGAGUCCCUCGGGUUUGAUCAUGUAUUAUCUCUGGAACGUCGUAACGGUCAUUGUUCUACUCAAUGUGCUCAUUUCGUUGUUCGCUUCUGCAUACCAAGAUGUCGUGGAUGAUGCAGAAGCACAGUAUCUCGCUUUCUUUGCUGGAAAGACAGUAGGCAUGAUUCGAGCGCCGGAUUCGUACGUGUAUCCAGCACCGUUCAAUUUGAUUGAAACCUUCCUGGUUUCACCGUUCGAAUAUUGGUUCAGCGAAAAACAAUAUGCGAAGCUAAACCGUAUAAUCAUGUCUGUCCUCUUUUUCGUCCCUCUCACCAUCAUAGCCUUCUUCGAAACCGUCUUUCAACGACACGAAAACGAGUGGAUGACCAACUGGUUACACGGAGAGAAUGAAGGGGACAAUUCUUAUCCCGCGGUCAGGGAUCCUGAAGUUGACGGAGCUGAUGCGGAGGCUGGGCUGCGGAUCAGCAAGGUGCCGUUCACGGAGUUGAUCAAGGUCUUCCCAAAUACAGCCCAAUCAAGCGAAGCAUUGAUGUUGGAGGAGAUCAGAGGCUUGAGGAAGCAGUUGGAUCUGGUUCUGAGGAAGGUUGAGAUAAAUGGGAAGAAUAGUAGUGGGGAAAGGAAGGAAGAUUGAGUGAUGGGGUUUGGAUUUUUUGGUUUAUGUCAAGAACAUGCAAAAGGGUUGUAUGUCAGAGAUAUGGAACUUUGUUUCAUCCCGUGUCUUCGUACUUGAAUUGAAGCCCAAGCUCAACCCUUCGUACUACCUACUCCUGCUGAAGGUGGGGUCUCGUCUUUGCGCGAAAAUCGUAAGAGUCCAUGUACAUGUACACAACGUAGCGGAGUUAUCCACACAAUGACCGAUAGUUUACUUAUUGCCUAAAACUAAUCAGCUCCUUAUGCUGUGCAUUGCUCCAAGACGGCCAUUGUAUAUUCACUGAUCAAUCGGUGCGAAUUCUGGGAUGGGUGGCCAGCUGUAAAUCAAGAUCAAAAUCAUUUGUAAACCC
Molecule: messenger RNA, 2374 nt
Organism: Lentinula edodes (shiitake mushroom)
Lineage: Eukaryota; Fungi; Basidiomycota; Agaricomycetes; Agaricales; Omphalotaceae
Product: calcium activated cation channel
Exons: 20
Coding region: 121-2004 (627 amino acids)
Source: RefSeq, a predicted model, not a curated record